Tetrahymena thermophila SB210 is the source of this 4119-nucleotide messenger RNA. Its product is annotated as transporter family ABC domain protein. Gene Ontology annotation, cellular component: membrane; intracellular membrane-bounded organelle. Lineage: Eukaryota; Ciliophora; Oligohymenophorea; Hymenostomatida; Tetrahymenidae. The record is from RefSeq and is a predicted model, not a curated record. Gene Ontology annotation, molecular function: ATP binding; ABC-type transporter activity; lipid carrier activity. Gene Ontology annotation, biological process: transmembrane transport; lipid transport. The transcript has 10 exons.
AUGCUUGUAGAAUAAGUUAAGGUUGUUCUAAAGAAGAAUUUUCUUUUGAGCAUCCGUUCAAAAGAAAUUCUUGCAGAUAUAUUUUUCCCUCUUGUUGUAGGAUUAGUCGUAUCUUAUGUUACUAAUGAACUGAAUAAAGUCAUAUUGGGAAUUCCUUUCACCAGCUUUACCAGAUCAAUAGUUUAUUAAUUCGUUCACGAUAAAGCUGAAAGAAUGAAAGAAAUAUAGAAAAUUAUGGGAUUGAGAACUACAUCUUAUAAUGUUUCUUGGCUAUUUUACUAUUACCUCCGUGGCUUUAUUGCUUGUUUAUUCUUCUUAAUUCCAGCAGCUGCUAACGGAGUACUUACAGUUGAAGGUUUUGACUGGGUUUCUGCCUCAAUUAUGUACAUAUCAAAUAUGUAUAUGAACAUUCAUUUCGCAUUCUUCAUAUCUUCGUUCUUCUCAAGACCCAGGCUAGCAGCUGAACUCUAUAUGCUUCUUUCAGUUAUAAUGACUUUGUUCUUUUAUGCUGCUUUUGAUGAAAAUAUUGGAUAAGAUAAUAGUUUGAUGCUUCUUUUAGCAUUUGUCUUCCCUUAGAGUGCUAUGAUGUGGGCUUGGCUUUCUAAUGGAUGGUAGUAAAGCACUUAAAUAUUAUAUUUUACUUUCGAAGAAGGAAUGAUGGUUAUUAAUGUUAUGUCAGUUUUCUACUUGAUUUCUUUCUUGUAUUUUGAUUAAAUCAUUCAAACAGAGUUUGGCACAAGCAAAAGCCCUUUCUUUUUCAUCACUGAACUCUUUUAGAAAAGUAGUAUCAAAGGUAGAGUUUAUUCUCUAUUCGAAAAAGAACUAGAAUCUUAAGAUCUCUCAUAAGCUCAUUAUAAAGAAGAAGUUGAUACCACAAAGUAUAAGAGCUCUGUUCAAAUCAAAGAGUUGAGUAAAAAGUUUGGCAGCUUUUAGGCAGUUUAAGAUUUAAAUUUGACUUUAUUUGAAAAAUAAAUUUUCUGUCUUUUAGGUCAUAAUGGUGCUGGUAAAACUACUACAAUUUCAUUGCUAACAGGUUUAAUAAAGAAGACAUCUGGAAGAGUCAAAAUUUAUGAUAAGGAUUAAGAUGAAGAUUUUGAGUAGAUACGUUCUUACAUCGGUCUUUGCACUUAAAAAGAUGCAUUAUAUGAUUAACUCACCAUUGAAGAGCACUUGGCAUACAUUGGUGAAUUAAAGGGAAAGUAUGGAGAUGAACUUAAAAAAGACAUAGAAAACGUUAUUAUGAAGUGCGCUUUAGAUUUACAAAGAGGAAAGUAAGCUUAGAACUUAAGUGGUGGUAAUAAAAGAAAGCUUUCUAUGGCUAUGGCAUUAAUUGGAGGAAGUAAGGUUAUAUUUUUGGAUGAACCAACUAGUGGAUUAGACAGUUUAAGUAGAAUCUAAAUUAGAGACAUCAUCAAUGAUAUGAGAGAUGCUGAGAGAACAAUUGUACUAACAACACAUCAUUUAGAAGAAGUAGAAGAACUAGCUGAUAGAACAGCUAUUAUGGCCAGGGGACAGCUUCUUGCUGUAGGUUCUAAUCACUUCAUAAAGCAAAAGUUUGGUAUCGGAUAUCAUUUAACUCUCUCUAAAAAGAGUCAAAUCUAAAUGAAUGAAGAGUAAGCUUAGCAGAAUGAAUUAAAUCUAGCAGGUAGAGAAGGCUACGAAAAAUACGAAGCUAAUAAAUUCUUAAGCGCUGAAAGAUGCGAACAACUCAAAUAAGUAGUUUUUUAACUUAUCCCAAAUGCUAAAUACAACCCAUAGAGCGCUAAAGGAACAGUAGCCAUGACAUUACCUUUUGAUGCUAAGAACAAGUUUGUGGAGCUCUUCAAAACAUUAGAAAAAGACUUUGAAGAUGUUUAGAUUAUGUUUGAAAUGAAUACUCUUGAAGAUGCUUUCAUUAAUAUUGGAAUGGAUGAACAAAAAUACUUAAAUGUUGACAACAAAGCUAGUAAAGAAUAAGAGAAAUUCACUGAUUUCAACAAUAUCUAAGCUCCUGAAUGUUUAAAUAGAGCUCCAAGAUUUUUAUUCUUCAAUUAAUUAUGGGCUCUUUUCUUAAGAAGAAUGUAUGUGUCCUUUAGGUCUGUUGCUAUGAUUUUUACUUUCUUGUUUCCUCUGUUAACUUAAAUCGGUGGUGUAAUCCUUACCAAAUAAGCUUUCAAAGAUUUUGACGGAUCAGAUGAAAAUAGAGAUUUUGGACAACUCUCACUAAACGCAGCCUUUUAAUUGCUUUCAUAUUGCCUAACUAUGACAGGUAUAGCUGCCUCUCCUGUUAUCGAUAAUGAGAGUAAAUUAAGAUACGCUCUUACUGUUAUGGGUUGUAGAAAUAUUACUUAUUGGCUUGGAGCUUUUGUAUUUGAUUCACUUAUUAUGCUUUUUAUGUUUGCUAUUUUCUACUUCUUGGUUCCAUUUUUCGAUAUUCCUGGGCUUUAAAAUAACUUAGGUGGCAUUUCUCAAGUUAUAAUUAUUUCUAUUUUUUGCUUUAUCGGAUUUUCUUACUUAUGCUCAUUCAUCUACUCUCGCUCAAGAUGGGUUUAUUUAACUUAUCCUUGGCUUAUAUUCUUCGUCUUCUUUGCAGGAUUUUAGGCUCUCUUCCUCUACGAAAAAACUACUUCACCAUUUUUAAGAUGGGUUUACUGUUUAAUUUCUCCCUUUUUAAACAUGUCUAACGGUAUGAUAGUCUUGGCAUUAGAAACAUACUUUGGCGGUAAUACUAGUUCAUAUUCACCUUUUUGGGUUUCUAUGUUCCCUGAUGAGUUUGCAGACCACACUCUCUAUAUGAAAAUCUUAAUUGGCCAAGCUUUCCUUUAUAUUACUUUGGCCAUUUCAGUAGAUUAUUUAAUUUAGUAAAUGCCAAAUAAAUCAAUUAGAAAAGAAGAUUACUCUUAAUUGGAAAGAGAACAAGUUGUUGCUAACUAGGAAAUUAUUGAAGAAGAUUAAAGAGUAGCAAAUCCUUACUGCUAAGACAAAAUCAAAGUUUCUAAGCUCUACAAGACAUAUUAUCCAGGUGGAAAGCCAUUUACAGCUAUUCAGAACAACAGUUUUGGUGUUCAUAAUGGUGAGGUUAUGGGAUUAUUAGGACCUAAUGGAGCUGGAAAGUCUACUACUUUCAAUAUUAUUACAUCUUUGCUUUAAAAAAGUUCUGGUUCUGUUCAAUUAAAGGGCGUAGAAGUAAAAAGUGGAGUUAUGGAUGUUUAUUAAGAUGUAGGUAUUUGUCCUUAGUUUGAUUCUGUAUAUGAAAAUCUUUCUGUAGAAGAUCAUCUUAAUCUGUUUGGUCGCAUGAAAGGUUUGUAUGGAAGAGAUUUAACAGACUCCGUUAACUACUUUAUAAAAAUUAUGCAAUUAGAAGAUUAUAGAAAAAGAGCUGCAGGCAAGCUAAGUGGUGGUAAUAAAAGAAAACUUUGUGUUACUAUUGCCUUAAUUGGAGGUCCUGAUAUGUAGUUCUUUGAUGAACCUUCUUCAGGUGUAGAUCCUAUUGCAAGAAGAUUCCUUUGGAAUACUCUUAAGAUGUCUCUUUAAAAAAGAAAUAGUGCUAUUGUUUUAACUACACAUUCUAUGCACGAAGCUGAAACCCUCUGCACAAAAAUUGGCAUUCUAGUUAAUGGUAAAUUUUAAUGUAUGGGUAGCCCUGAUUUCCUUAAAAAGAAAUAUGGAGAUGGAUACAGAUUAAUUAUUAAGUUGAAGGAUGAAGCUAAUGCCAACUUUGUUCAUGAGCAAAUUAGUUAAACUUUACCUCAAGCAAAGAAAAUAGUUAACUUUGAUGGCUAAAACGUUAUUUACCAAAUAGAGUAUGAUAACUUUUCUUUCUACACUGUUUACAGUCUUUUGGAUAAGCUUUCAACAACUCCUUCUAAAGUUGUUGCAUUAGAUAAAAAUCAACUUAAUUAAAGCAUGAGAUAAUCCGCUGGAAAUAAUAGCAUAAAUUUGAAUUAAGACAUUGAGUAGCAAAACAAUUAUUUAGUUCAUAGAAGUUCAAUUGAGAGAAACAAUAAAUGCGUAGUAGAUAGUUUCUAGAUUACAGAGAGUACACUAGAAUAAAUUUUCAUUCAGUUUUCAUAGCACUAAGCAGUUAAAGAUGAAGAGACUGAAAAUAAAGUCAAAAGAAGAAAAUUCCUUUGUUUUUGA